GGGCCGGGCGGCCAGGCCGGGCGGGGCCGACCCGGGGCGGGGCGCUGUGCCGCAGCUGGAUGGCCGGGGCCGUCCGGAGCGCCUCCGCCGCCGUCGCCGCCGCACGCACGUGGCAUGCCUGGAUGUCCCUGCCCUGGUUGUGGCAUGGCGGGACAGAGGCUCCUCUUCCUCGCUGCUCUUGCCCUGGAGCUCCUGGGAGGAGCUGGGGGUUCCCAGCAGGCCUUCCGGAGCCGGGGGGUGGCAGCGGCCUGUCGCCUGGACAAUAAGGAAAGCGAGUCCUGGGGGGCCCUGCUGAGCGGAGAGAGGCUGGACACGUGGAUCUGCUCCCUCCUGGGCUCACUCAUGGUGGGGCUCAGCGGGGUCUUCCCAUUGCUCGUCAUUCCCUUGGAGAUGGGGACCACGCUGCGCUCAGAAGCUGGGGCCCGGCGCCUGAAGCAGCUGCUCAGCUUUGCCCUGGGGGGACUCCUGGGCAAUGUGUUUCUCCACCUGCUGCCCGAGGCGUGGGCCUACACGUACAGUGCCAGCCCUGGUGGUGAGGGGCAGAGCCUGCAGCAGCAACAGCAACUGGGACUGUGGGUCAUUGCUGGCUUCCUGACCUUCCUGGCGCUGGAGAAGAUGUUCUUGGACAGCAAGGAGAAGGAGGAGACUAGCCAGGCCCCCAGCAAAGACCCUGCAGCUGCGGCCGCGCUCAGUGGAGGCCACCAUCUGGCCCAGCCAGCUGCAGGGCCCGGCCUGAGCGCCGUGGUCCGGAGCAUCAAAGUCAGUGGCUAUCUCAACCUGCUGGCCAACACCAUAGACAACUUCACCCACGGGCUGGCUGUGGCUGCCAGCUUCCUUGUGAGCAAGAAGAUCGGGCUCCUGACCACCAUGGCCAUCCUCCUGCAUGAGAUCCCCCAUGAGGUGGGCGACUUUGCCAUCCUGCUCCGGGCCGGCUUUGACCGAUGGAGCGCAGCCAAGCUGCAGCUCUCGACGGCCUUGGGGGGCCUGCUAGGCGCCUGCUUCGCCAUCUGUACGCAGUCCCCCAAGGGAGUAGAGGAGACUGUGGCCUGGAUCCUGCCCUUCACCUCUGGCGGCUUUCUCUACAUCGCCCUGGUGAACGUGCUGCCCGACCUCUUGGAGGAAGAUGACCCAUGGCGCUCCCUGCAGCAGGUGCUUCUGCUCUGCACGGGCAUUGUGGUGAUGGUGCUGUUCUCGCUCUUCGUCGAGUAACUGUCCCUGACGCCCCACCCCCUGCACAGCAAUAAGAGACUCAGAUCGACUCUGUGACCGUGUGUGUGUGUGUGUGUGAGGCAGAGAGCGAGCGAGUCCUCCGACCUGACAAGAGGACGGGGUGUGUGUGUGGUGUGCACACGUGACCGUGUGCAAGACCGACACUGUGAUCCCUCGUGUGCUGGGCCCAGGGCCCGGUGCCCACGCCUGCCCCCAGGCACACUGUGGUCUUCUCUCCUUGCCACCCUGUCAUCUUGCACCUCCUGGAGUCGGCAGUGAGGAACAGGAACACUGGUCCCAAGCAGAGGCCUCUGCCCACCAGGACGCCAGGAGGAGUGAGAGCAGCCCAAGGAGGCCAGGGCUGCAGGGAGCCCCAAAGCUGUCUCCUGCUGGGGCCUCAUGGGUCCCUGGCCUGAGGGAGUAAACCUCUCUGCACACGCACCCAGCCCUGGGCAGCCAGGAAGCGAGGCUGGGGCGCCUCCUCUCUGCUGUGUCCAGUGUUCUGGCCGUUCCUUCACCAGCUCCAAGGCCAAAGAAAGGAGAGGCAGGUGCUCGUGUAGCCCCCAGCCCCACUCAGCACUGACAGUCCUACCCCUCCCAGCAUGGAGCCGGGAGAUGCUUUCUAAGACCUUUUCCCCGUGGCUGCUUGCCCUGGCCCAGCUCCUGUUCCCCCAGGGAAUGCUCCCUGGCAACGCCAGCGGCUCUGCCACCUCCACUGCCAAACAGCAGCCAGCAGGGCAGCGAGCAGCCCUGGGCCAGAGGCUUCCCAGUCGGCUCAGGGAUGCUUGUGCCAGCACAGGGUCCAGGCAGACACUCUGGGGGCAGGAAGAGAGUGAGCAGUGGCUGCCUGCCCCUGCCCCUGGCUUGGGUCCCUUUUCCUGUCCCACUGUGGGUGGGGUUAGGCGGGGGUGGCGAGGGCUCCACGUUGUCAGCACUCAGGAAUGUGCUCUGGGGAUGCUGAAGCCAUAAUCCCCAGCUAUUUCCCUUGGCUGACACCCAGGUACUCAGCUGGCCCACUCCACAACCAGGCUCCAGCCCUGCUGCUUGACCGUGGGCGUCUUGAGACGUAGCCAUCAAGAGAGUCUGAAUGGUUUUACGGCAGUUUUGCUGUGGUUCCAUUUGUAUCUGUAAAUACCUGUUCUAUAGAUGAGAUGCAAAUAAAUAUACACAAACUGGC
Molecule: messenger RNA, 2386 nt
Organism: Eubalaena glacialis (North Atlantic right whale)
Lineage: Eukaryota; Metazoa; Chordata; Mammalia; Artiodactyla; Balaenidae
Gene: SLC39A13
Product: solute carrier family 39 member 13
Exons: 10
Coding region: 115-1209 (364 amino acids)
Biological process (GO): zinc ion transmembrane transport; intracellular zinc ion homeostasis
Cellular component (GO): membrane
Molecular function (GO): zinc ion transmembrane transporter activity
Source: RefSeq, a predicted model, not a curated record